AUGACGCGGGGACAGAGGCAGUCCCCCGCCCCCGGCUAUGAGAGGACCCAUGAGUGGUGCAGGGACAGCAGCAUGUCUGUCUGGAGGGCAGAUGGGGGCGAGGGGCGCAAUUUCCCUGCACCUGGCUGUGGAGGGGGCAGGGGCAGGAAUGGGCAUGGUGCCCGGGAGCGCGACUCUGAGUGGCCAGUGUGCUGUGGGGGUGACCGCGUGCCCCCAGGCAGCAGGGCCUUUAGGCCUGGGCUCUCCCAGGAGACCAUUGUCCACCACGCCACACCGCACCCUAAGGAGGGACGUCCUGGUGGCCGGGAGCGCGAGCAGCUGCACGAGGAGGGAUGCGGUCAGGACCCCACACCUGGUUCUCAGACCUCAGCACAGGAGGGGCCGGGGCAGGGUGAGGAAAGGCUGUGGGGGUCGCGGGAGGACCUCAAGCUCCUGCCGCCAACCCCGUGCUCUCUGGGGAGCAGCCGUUCCUGUCUGCAGCCAGAAGCAGAUUUGGGAGAGGGUCCAGCUGACCCUGUAGGCCACCAGCCCCGGCCCUGGCAGAACGGCCCGGUGUCCCAGCCAUCAGCAAGUGCGAUGCGACCAAGGCACUGCCACGGAGCGGUGGGGGCGGAAGGGGCGGGCCACGCGGCUGGGUGGACCCUGGGGACCAGCAGGUCCCGGGCCUGGCAGCGCCACAGCCCCUGCUCUGAGGCUCAUUACGCUGUUUCUUGGAACUACGGAAGUGACAAGUGUGCUCAUAAAAAAGUCACACCCGACAACGGGCGCGCCGUGCAGUGGGGCGUGCCCCUUCCUGUCCCGCAGUGUCCCGGGGGGCGGGGGGCUCCCGUCCAGUCCCCAGCCCAGUCGGGCCGCAGAGAACACCGCGUCCAGGGCUCCUGGGGGACGAGGGUGCGCUCUGCAGCCACCUAUCCCCAAGGGCCUUCCAGGAGGUCGCGGCCAACCGCGCACGGGCCCCCGCCCGGAAGCCGGCUCCCGACGUCCCCGCCAGCCGCCGCGUCGCGACCUCCUCCGCACAGGCGGGGGUCCCAGCGCCGAGAGCCGCGGACGGGGAGGGUCACGGGUGGGCCACCACCCGCGGGCGGUGGGCGCAGGAAGUCGCCGGUCCCAGACAGCAUGUGGCGGUGA
Messenger RNA from Galeopterus variegatus (Sunda flying lemur), 1128 nucleotides. RefSeq names its product basic salivary proline-rich protein 4-like. Lineage: Eukaryota; Metazoa; Chordata; Mammalia; Dermoptera; Cynocephalidae. Bases 1 to 1128 code for a protein of 375 amino acids. The record is from RefSeq and is a predicted model, not a curated record. The transcript is spliced from 2 exons.